GAAAGAGUAUCUGUGUUCACAAUAUAGUGUUUUUCGCCGUUUCAAUCGCAGCUAUGUUAAUCUUAUUAUUCUGACCAACGAAGGUAUAACGCGUGGUACGUAAAGCAUCAUCUCACCGGAGACACUCUCAAGACCAAAACGCACAAAAAUGGCACGUGCUCCGCUGACCAAGGAGGAAAUCGAGAAGCUUAACAACAUUGCUGAUGUCUUCAAACUCCUUACUAUUCACGGUAUCCCCUUUGAGGGUGUUACUGAUGUGAAAGGAGCGCAACGAUUGCUGAUGGCAAAGUACUACCAGCAGUCAGGAGCAACUAUGAGAAAGCCUGGAGACGGGGCAGUGGUGAUGGCAGGGGCCCUGGAUGUUGACAAGAAAAGGAGGAAGGAACUUCUCAGCUUGUUGUCAAGCAUUCAAGGGUUUCUAAGAUCUUUGGAGCCUGAUGUUAUACAACAGCUGGACUUCCGAUGUGGCCAUGGGGGCAGUGUGAGGGCUGUUCUUGGUUACUGUGAACAUAAACUGAGAAAGGAUGAUUGCCCCAUUCUUGUAGCAGGGGAGACAUCUGCAGGUAAAAGCACACUGUUGAACGUCCUUCUUGGAGAACCUCUCCUACCAACCUCCGUCCUCAGCACAACAUCCAUCAUCUGCGAACUCAAGCACGGUCGGCCUCAAAGGGCUGUUUUCCACAGGAAGGGACAUGGACCUGCAACCCGUUCAAGACAAGAAACAGUGUUAUUGGAUGGGUCAACUGAAGAAAACAUGAAGAAGCUGUCAGAUAAGGUUCACCUCAAAGGAGAGGAAAGAGAGACUGCCCCUGACUAUGAAAAAGUUGAGAUCUACUGGCCGCUUGCGCUCCUUGAGGGUGGUAUAUUCAUCGUAGACAGUCCUGGGGUUGGAGAAAGCAAGCUGAUGGACGGCCUGGUGAGCCAAUACAUAGGACAGGCCUGUGCCUUCAUCUACGUCCUCAACAGCUCCAAUGCCGGUGGUGUUCAACCAGGGAAGCUCCAAUCUUUGUUGGCGAACUGUCGUGAGAAACAUCCUGAAGACAUGCAGCUCUUUGAUCCAAAGACCGCAGUGUUUGUCUGUAACAAAUGGGAUCAAGUACCUGACAAGGAGAGGGAACAGGUCAGGGCAGAAAUCAUCCGACAGCUGGAAAAACACUGGAGCAGGAACUACAAGCUGGAUCCAAAGUCACAGGUGUUUUGCCUGUCUGCCACUGAGGCUGAAAAGGCCCAGGAAGUUGGAUAUGUUGCAGAAGACCUUGAGCAACUGCUAGAAGGCAUCGAUGCAUUGCUCCCACAAAGUCUUCGACACAAGCUUACCAUGCAAUACUGCAUAAUUGUGAAAGUUGUUCAGGAACUCCAUAAGAUCUUGAAGGUAAAGCUCCACAAUGCCCACAAGACAAAAGAGCAACGAGAAGCAGAGGCAAAGUCUAUCAGGGUCAGACUUGAGAUGUUUAAGCAGUAUGCAGAUGAAGUCAUGCAAAGGCUGGAUGAACAACUCCAGCAACAUAUUGCAGAUGCAAAUCAUGACUUGCUGAAUAAUCUAUGCAGUGAUGAAAUGAGAGAAGAGAUUGUAGAAGAGGCUAUGAAACAGGCACCAACCUUGACCAAAGAGGAGGAAAAGGACUGGAAAGGUGUCAGAAGUACCACAGUAAACCUGGUUUCACACCUUAUUGAGGAAAAGGUACAGGCCUGGGACAGCACCAACAUGUACUUUGACAGGAUGGAGCAUAAUCUGAUCGACAAUUUCAAGAAAGAGUUUCAUCUGAUUGAGGACAGGCACCAUGAAGAGAUACAGAAAGCGCUUGAUCCUGACUUGAAGACAGGUCCUGCCAAGAAGAAGAACAGGGUUACAGCUGAUGAUGAUGACCUCUCAAUGCCCACAGGUGGAAAGAUAGCACUUGGUGUAACUGCACCACUGUGGAUCCCUCUCACUGUUGCAACUGGCUUGUCUGCACUAGUGCUGGCACUGCCUGUUGUUGCAUUUGUUGCUGCCAAAGAGAACAUUUCAGAAGCACUAGAGAGAAGUAGAUUCAUCAAAAUGUAUCGUAAUGAGGAAAGCAGGAAGAGGUACUUUGAAGAUCUGACAUCGAAGGCCUUAAAUGGUAUAUCUGAAGACAGGGAACUACAGUCUAGCCUAGUUGAGAAAAGGCUCUCAAAACCCAUUGCCAUCCUGAACAACCUCAAGGAAGCCAUACCAAAUCUUGUUGCAGCUGACAAAAACUUGCUUGAUGUUCUUGCAGCUGAAUCACGUGGCCAGGACUUUCUUCUCAGCCUAUAUCUACCACUUGUUAAGGGAUGCAGAACACUGCAGGGUCAGAUGGAAAUGUUUGAGCUGAAGUUUCUGAGCAGUUGCAAGAACAACCUUGACAAAAUCCUCAACGAUAAGACACAGAAGAUUGGCUCUGGACAGUUUGGCGAUGUGUUCAAAGUGAAAGUGAGUCGUGGCAAGAAGACAGUUGAUGCAGCAAUCAAGGUGGCCAAGGAACCCAUCACUGUCAACAAUGUCACUUCAUUUCUUCAAGAGAAAAACAACCUGAGGUUCCUGAAUCAUGCCAAUGUUUUGGAGUACUAUGCAACAGCAACAGCUAUCCAUGAAGAUUAUGUGAGAGUUGGCAUUGUCACUGAGCUUUGUCAAGCAACUUUGAUGGAAUGGUUGCAAUCCUAUAAGGAGAGGACACCAGCAAGAUGGGGAGAUGAGACUCAAGACAUGUAUGGAAUGUACAUAGGUGCAUUUCUCAACAUACGGGAAAUUGGCACACAACUGUGCGAGGGACUGUCUUACAUCCAUGGGGAAGGAUACAUACACCGUGACCUCAAGGCUGAUAACAUUCUGGUCACUGCAGGUGGAAUUGUGAAGCUAGCUGACUUGGGCCUAACCAAGAAGAUGGUUGACCAGACAGGUACAAUGUGUGGGACCCCUGUGUAUGCAGCUCCGGAGGUGUUUGCAGAGAACAUGGACUAUGAUCAGUCAGCAGACAUCUACAGCCUUGGUUUUGUCCUUCUCGAGAUCUGGUAUGGCGUACCUGUAUAUGAAGAUCAGGUCUUCUUGAAAAAGAUUACAGAGAAGGCCGAUCUUCCUUCACAGCUAUUUUUGUCUUAUUUACUGCCACCAAUUCAGCAAUGGCAGAAGCUCAUUAAGAAAUGCUUUAACAAGGAUAAAGAUUCAAGACCAUCUGCUUUGGUGUGUUUGAAGGAGUUGAAAGGCAUGAAACUUCCAGGAUUCCAACCCCAAUAGAUUUUCAAAAACCAACAUUGUACUCAUGCAGUCAGGAUAUUUGUUAUGAUUUUACUUCUGAUUUGUGUGUGUUUUCUAUUAACUCAGGACCAAUUUGAAAGAGAGGACAUUGUUACAUUGUAAAGAUAAAGACCAAAUGAUAAAAGGAUGAGGUGUAGUAUGAAAUUCCCCUUUUAAAUACAAUGAUAACAUGUAUAUAUUGUACAGUAUUUUGUAUUGAAUGUACACAUGUACAAUGUAUAUGAUGCCAUAUAUAAUGGCACUGUGUUGCUAAAUGAAAUAUUUUACUAAAGGAUGGGCAAGUAUAUAUACAGAAAAUUCUGCCAUGCUGUAAUGCAAUUCUGUACGCCUUUCCACAGGUUUUGAGUUGUGAUUGGAAUGAACUGUAUCAUACAACAGAUUGAUCAUUUAUUACGUAUGGACAAUUUGGUUGUAAGAUAAACACAAUAAUGUUUGUCCAGAGGAUACUAGGGCUACCAAAGUAGAAUUCACUAUGAAACAGUUAAAAAUUUGUCAUUUACAUGUACCUUCAUGUCAUAUAAAUGUUACAUAACAUGCAUUUAUCACAGAUAAAGAAUAUGUACAUGUGUCAGUGAAGGUUAGACAUCCAGGUAAUAAGAUACACACACAAAAAAAAAAACAGUUACUCAAGCAACUGGAUAUGAUUUUGGAAAAGGUCAGACAUUUCAGGUAGCAUCUACUACCUUUUGUCAGUAUAUAUACAUGUAUAUGUACAUGUAUUAAGCCUUGUAUGACUGUGAUGAACAUGUACAUGAUAUUAUGUAAGUGACUUUCAAUACACACACACACACACCAGGAAAUUUACUAGCAAACAACUCACAAUAUUGACAGAAGUAUUACCAGUAUUCUCAUAUACUAGUAUUUAGGGAUGUGGAAAAUGGUACAUGUAUGCAGAAGCUUCAUCAAAUUGUGAUUUUACUGGCUUCCCCCCAAAGAUAUUUGUGAUCAUAUUCAACAGUUUUCUUCUUCUCUCUUAGUACUUGUAUUGUACAAUACAUGACUGGUCACUUUGUCAUUGUAAAAUUGUACCCGUCCAUCAGCAAUUUUGGGACAUUCAAACAUUUGUAGUUCAAGGAGCAUCAAUGUUAUUAUUAGGGACAGUAAUAUUAACACAAAGAAGUGAUCAACAAAAACAAGUGACAACUGAUAAAUGAAUUAAAUUAAAAUGGAUACUUUAUACCCAAUGGUCCACUUGUCAAUUUUGUUAGGACAAGGUUAAAUUGAAAGAUGGAAGUCAAAAUUUUUUUUCUGAUAUAUAGAAAUGCAUGGCAUUACAUUACAGCAGAUAUUCAAUGAUUGAGAAAACACUAUGCUUUGACUGGCAUACAUUUAGGGAGGCAGUUUGUUGACAAAGUAGUGUUAUUUUGGUGAAAAAAAUUGUUACCAUGGAAACUGACACAAACCUUCAACAUUUGUCAACUCUGUCGUUUUCC
This is a messenger RNA of Branchiostoma belcheri (Belcher's lancelet), 4689 nucleotides long. RefSeq lists its product as uncharacterized. The transcript is spliced from 10 exons. Gene Ontology annotation, molecular function: ATP binding; protein kinase activity. Gene Ontology annotation, biological process: protein phosphorylation. The record is from RefSeq and is a predicted model, not a curated record. Bases 149 to 3235 code for a protein of 1028 amino acids. NCBI's taxonomy places the organism in Eukaryota, Metazoa, Chordata, Leptocardii, Amphioxiformes, Branchiostomatidae.